AUGAGAGCAUUUUGUANCACGUGUCACAGUUUCGAUGACUUGUGUUUAAAACCGACGGUCAUAAGAGACGUGGACAAUAACAAUCUAAGUGACGACACGUCGACAAACAACAACAACAAUCGACAAAUCGGAAGCCGCAGGACAAACCGCGGAAAACGAAAAGGACCCGUUAGAGAUCGUCCUCCGUCUCCGUCGGUCGUCCGUAAGCGUCGUCUAGCGGCCAACGCUAGAGAAAGAAGGAGAAUGAAUGGCCUUAACGAGGCCUUUGAUCGCUUACGUCAAGUCAUUCCUAGUCUGGACGCGGACCACAAAUUAAGUAAAUUUGAAACGCUACAGAUGGCCCAAACUUACAUAAUCGCAUUAAGGGAACUCUUACAAAUGGAUGAUUUAAAUAGAUGACUCGGACGUUUUUCUAGUGUUAUUACUUUGUUGGUCCUAUCGUCCUUAUUACACUUAUUAG
Agrilus planipennis (emerald ash borer) is the source of this 460-nucleotide messenger RNA. RefSeq names its product protein atonal-like. The transcript is spliced from 2 exons. Gene Ontology annotation, molecular function: protein dimerization activity. Lineage: Eukaryota; Metazoa; Arthropoda; Insecta; Coleoptera; Buprestidae. The record is from RefSeq and is a predicted model, not a curated record. Bases 1 to 399 code for a protein of 132 amino acids.